Molecule: messenger RNA, 3239 nt
Organism: Caenorhabditis sp. 36 PRJEB53466
Lineage: Eukaryota; Metazoa; Nematoda; Chromadorea; Rhabditida; Rhabditidae
Source: the annotation of a GenBank genome assembly
AUGGACGACGAUGACAGCGCUCAUGUGUCGCUUGGCGAGGUGAAAUCGGAAGAUUUCCACCGCAAUCGAUAAGAAUUUGGUUUUAGAAUUUUCACGAAAAGUCGACGAUAAGAAUUCGGAGCGAAUCGGUUUCCGAGUCGGUAAAAUCGGCGGAAACUCAAAAUUCAGUCCAAGAAGAAGAAGAAGAAGAAUCGGAGCCGAGAGACACGAGACACUAUGUGUUCUUCAUUUUCAUGAUGUUCGGGUUCGGAUCGCUGCUCCCCUGGAACAUGUUUCUCAAUAUUUCGUUCGAUGUAACUAUAGUCACCGGUUUGAACGUCGCUUUUCUCAAAUUCGGACGUUUCAGUACUACACAAUGUUCAAACUGCGGGAAGCGCACGGAAACGCCACGUGGUUUUCGUCAAACUUUCAGAAUUCGAUGACGGUUUCGGCGCAGAUUCCGAGUUUGGCGCUCAACGUCGCCAGCAUCUUUUUCACCGCAAAGUUGGUCAAUUUCCCCCCGCGCGGGCACGGCGACCAAAAACGUAGAAAGGGGCGUGGCCUAGCGUGCACGGUUUAUCACCAUUUUGGCGCGAAAUUCGAAAUUUAACCGCAUUUUUCAUGUUUUUCGUCAAAAAUUAAACAAAUUUUGUGUGAUUUCGACGAUGCGAUUGCACAACUUUGUUAAACUAAUCAUCGCGCGCACUUUUUGAGCCAAAAACGAGCAGGUUUCAUUCAGAAAUGAAUCAAUUGAAUCGAUUUUCAAGUUUUGUGCUGAAAAUGCGCGAAUUUCAGUCAUUCGCCGACACUUUUUGCCGUUUGAACGCUUAAAAUACUUGUAUUAACGUGCUUAAUCACUUCCGAAACACUCACUUCGUCUCAAAACUAUCCACAUCGGCCGGUAUGAAAAUUCCGAAAUUGCGGCGACGAUUGGCCGCGGAGAGCGUAUUGCGAAAUACGCCAAAAACGUCUCAAACGCGGCGUUUUCACGAAAAUUUCGCAGUUUUCUCUCUUUAAUGUCUUCUUUCGUCGAUAUCAAACACACAAAUAUCGGAAUGUGCUGGAAUUGCGGCAAUUUUCAGAAAACGCGUCUCAGAUUAGGCCACGCCCCUUUCUACACUUUUGGUCGCCGUGGCGGGCCCCGGUGAAUUCGACGAUAAUAUUCGCUUCAAGGGGCGAUCUGACACGUCGUAUGAGAGUGUGUCUUCUGAUCGUCGAGUCGAUGGUUCUGCUGACGAUCGGCUUCAUCUACAUCGAUACCGGCAAUUGUGAGCGGAGCCGCCGGCAACGCACAAUAGUCAAUAGCAAUGAUUUCCAGGGAUCGGCACCUUUUUCGUGCUCACCAUCGUCUCGAUUGUCGUGUUGAACGCGGCGAACGGAAUGUUUCAGAAUAGGUGGCGAUGGGAGAACCACACACUUUUUGAGGAGGCCUGAGCACACUCCAUCUUUUCAGCAUGUUCGGACUGGCGUCGCCGUUUCCGUUCAAGUACACGAAUGCGGUGAUCAUUGGCCAAAAUUUUUGCGGAACCGCCGUCACCGCUCUCGCCAUUUUCAGCAAGACUGGUGAGCACGGGGCUUGGAUUGGCGUAUCUUGGGGCCUAGUUUUCUAUCGUUAUAUCUCCGGACCGCAAAUGGCGUUUUCAUGGAAUGAGCAGGUUUUCUCUGAUUUUUGUGGCCAAAGGCGAUGAAAAAUGAUUGUUCGGCAUGACAACACACUAAUUCUCACAGAAUUAAUGACGUUUUGGCGCAUUUUUCGCGGACUUUGCUUUAUCGCCUUCGCCGCCGAUCGCCGCCUAAAAAGCGCACUUCUCAUUUUGCGCUUUCUUGACCGUUUUCAGACAGAAUUGGUUUUGAGAAUGAUAAAUCACGUAAAUACAAGCAUUUUGAGCGCUCGAACCGCUAAAUUUACCGGAAAGCAACUGAAAUUCACGCAGUUUUAGCGAAAAACCUUCAAAAGGAUAAAUGUGAUUUGCGACUUGACCAAAUUUAACGCUCUUGCGCUUAAAAAAUUCGUAAUAGCCUAUACAAUCGGUCUAUCGAGAGAAAAAUGAGAAAUUAUCGGUUUUUCGUGACUAAUCUGGCAAAAAACACAAAUUCUGCUGUUAAAAUUUGAAUUUCGCGCCAAUGUAUCGCUCUAUUGGGCGGGGCGCACUUGCGUCCAUUGUCAGCUCUGGAGACCGUGGACCGGAUAAUCAUCCGAUCGAGCUGAGACUUGGACCAAAAAGUGUGCAAAGUUUGGGCUCCAGCGAAUAAUUGCAAGUGGCUCAAAAUCCGAUUUUUGCAGUGGAAGGCGACAUUCAGAUGCAGGCGACACUCUUCUUUUCGCUGUCCUCCGUCGCCAUCGUCACCUGCUUCAUUCUCCUCAUUCUCAUCAAAAGAUUGGUGAGCCAAACAGUUGAGCACUCUAAACGUUUUCAGUUCAGGCCUUUUACAAAAGAUACGGAAUCCUGAAGGAGAAUGCGAGUUCGGAAGAAGUGGAAGAGGCCGGCAAAUGGACAGACAUGAAGGAGGCGUUCGCGAAAGUGAUCCGACAAUAGCGAUUCGCGAAUCGAAUACGAUGUUUGCAAUUCAGAGUAAAAUGCAAUUCCUCAACGUGUUCACCAUCUUCUUCGUCACCUUAUCGCUGUUUCCCAACGUUUGUAUGUACGUGCGCGAUCCGUUGAAGGGCGAAACGUACGGUUUUCCGUUGCCAGGUGACUGACAAUAGUCUAACUUUUCGAUAUUAUCAUUCAGAACAGUACUUUAUGGACGUCACCACUUUUCUCAACUUUAACUUUUUCGCUUUUCUUGGAAGUCUCCUAGCCAACUGGUUUCGUUUUGUGAGUUCCCACCCCCCCUUUUUGUCUCCUUCAACUACAGUAACCCCUCAGUUUUCCAGCCGGGACCCAACACCCUCUGGCUGUUCGUGUUCGCCCGUUUCUGGUUCCUUUUCUACUUCCCCGCCGCCAACUAUCUGCCGAUGGACUAUCCACGUGUCUACCCGGUCCUCUUCUCAUCCACAUGGCUUUUCUGCCUCAACGUUUGCGUCUUUGCCCUGACCAGCGGAUAUUUGAGCUCUCUGGCGAUGAUGUACGCGCCGAGGCCCGUGAAAUUUGUCGCUGUUUGUCAACCGACGAAAAACAAAUGUCUUCAGAUCGCAUGAGAAUCCGAAAAUGCAACGGAUGGCCGGCAUGAUCGCCUCGUUCUUUCUGAUCUUUGGAAUUGUCGUCGGACUCGUCUUCUCGUGGCAAAUUCGCCUUUUUGUCACCGGCUACGCAUGA